Molecule: messenger RNA, 3177 nt
Organism: Danaus chrysippus (African queen)
Lineage: Eukaryota; Metazoa; Arthropoda; Insecta; Lepidoptera; Nymphalidae
Source: the annotation of a GenBank genome assembly
AUGAUAACAAAAAUGCAACCUCAAGCGAAUGUUGCCGUGCCUCAAUCUGUCACGACGCAGCCUCAACAAAUUGUCAGCGUUCCUGCAAAUGCUGUGAUCUUGAAAAUGUCGGAAAUUCAACAGAUAUCUACAGUAGGACUCCUGGAGCUUGCACACCGGGAAUAUCAAGCUGGUGACUAUGAUAGUGCGGAACUGCAUUGUAUGCAGCUGUGGCGUCAAGAUGGCACAAAUACGGGUGUACUUUUGCUGCUGUCCUCCAUACAUUUUCAAUGUCGGCGUUUAGACAAAUCAGCACAUUUUUCAACGCUUGCUAUAAAACAGAAUCCUCUCCUGGCGGAGGCGUACAGUAAUCUCGGAAAUGUAUACAAAGAGCGUGGGCAGUUGCAAGAGGCUUUGGAGAACUAUCGUCAUGCUGUCCGUCUAAAGCCAGAUUUCAUUGAUGGCUACAUCAACUUGGCAGCUGCCUUGGUGGCUGCAGGAGACAUGGAACAGGCUGUACAGGCUUAUGUUACGGCAUUGCAGUAUAAUCCUGAACUUUACUGCGUUAGAAGUGACCUGGGCAAUUUGCUCAAGGCCCUUGGACGUUUGGACGAAGCGAAGGCUUGUUACUUGAAGGCCAUCGAAACGAGGCCAGACUUUGCAGUGGCAUGGAGUAACUUAGGAUGCGUUUUUAACGCACAAAGUGAAAUCUGGUUGGCCAUACAUCAUUUUGAAAAGGCCGUGGCAUUGGAUCCGAAUUUCUUGGAUGCUUAUAUCAAUCUAGGGAAUGUUCUCAAAGAAGCGAGAAUUUUUGACAGGGCGGUGGCUGCAUAUUUACGAGCUCUUAAUUUAUCGCCGAACAAUGCAGUUGUUCAUGGUAAUUUAGCGUGCGUGUAUUAUGAACAAGGACUUAUUGAUUUAGCGAUCGACACUUAUCGGCGCGCUAUAGAACUUCAACCGAAUUUCCCAGACGCGUACUGUAAUUUGGCUAAUGCAUUAAAGGAAAAGGGUCAAGUGGUUGAUGCGGAGGAAUGUUAUAAUACUGCUUUGAGGUUGUGCCCAUCACACGCUGAUUCAUUGAAUAACUUAGCGAACAUCAAACGCGAGCAAGGAUACAUAGAGGAAGCAACUCGUUUAUAUUUAAAAGCUUUGGAAGUAUUUCCCGAGUUUGCGGCAGCUCAUAGUAAUUUGGCGUCAGUUUUGCAACAGCAAGGAAAACUAAAUGAAGCACUCAUGCAUUAUAAAGAGGCUAUACGUAUACAGCCAACGUUUGCUGAUGCUUACAGUAACAUGGGUAAUACUCUUAAAGAAAUGCAAGACGUCGCUGGAGCAUUGCAAUGUUACACUCGAGCUAUACAAAUUAAUCCAGCGUUUGCCGAUGCUCAUAGCAAUCUUGCCAGUAUUCACAAAGAUUCGGGAAAUAUACCCGAAGCUAUACAAUCGUACAGAACAGCGUUGAAGUUGAAACCUGACUUCCCUGAUGCGUAUUGUAACUUAGCGCACUGUUUGCAAAUCGUUUGCGAUUGGACCGACUACGAGGCCCGUAUGAAGAAAUUAGUCAGUAUUGUCGCAGAACAACUUGAAAAGAAUAGAUUACCCUCAGUUCAUCCGCAUCAUUCUAUGCUUUACCCAUUGACGCAUGAAUUUAGAAAGGCUAUUGCGGCCCGACAUGCGAAUUUAUGUCUGGAGAAGGUUCAAGUUCUCCACAAGCCGGCUUACAAAUUUCCAAGAGAGCUGCAAAGCCGCCUGCGUAUCGGUUAUGUAAGCAGUGAUUUUGGCAAUCACCCAACAUCACAUUUGAUGCAAUCUGUGCCCGGAUUACACGAUCGUACUAAGGUCGAGAUCUUUUGUUACGCUCUUAGUCCAGAUGAUGGUACAACAUUCCGCUCUAAAAUAGCUAGAGAAGCGGAGCACUUUAUUGAUCUAUCACAGAUUCCAUGCAACGGUAAAGCCGCUGAUAAAAUAUAUUCUGACGGUAUUAAUAUUCUUGUAAACAUGAACGGAUAUACAAAGGGUGCCAGGAAUGAAAUAUUUGCUCUACGUCCGGCUCCCGUGCAAGUAAUGUGGCUUGGAUAUCCAGGUACAAGUGGUGCAAGUUACAUGGACUACUUAGUAACUGACGCUGUGACAUCUCCAGUGGAAUUGGCAAGUCAGUACAGUGAGAAACUUGCAUACAUGCCUCAUACAUAUUUCGUUGGUGACCACAAACAGAUGUUCCCCCACCUACAGGAGAGAUUGAUAGUCAGUGACAAAAUUAAAUCCCACAAUAAUAUGGGCAGCCUAGCUGAUAAUGUCGCUGUCAUUAAUGCAACUGAUUUGUCACCACUUGUCGAAAACACUGAUAUCAAAGAAAUUAAAGAAGUUGUAAGAGCAGCAAGGCCGGUUGAAAUAUCAUUGAAGGUCGCAGAGCUACCUACUACUACGCCUAUAGAAAACAUGAUUGCUUCGGGACAAGUACAGACAUCUGUAAAUGGAGUCAUCCUUCAAAACGGUUUGGCUACAACACAAACUAACAACAAAGCGGCUACAGGAGAGGAAGUGCCACAGUCUAUUGUAAUCACAACGAGACAACAGUACGGUCUACCGGAUGACGCAGUGGUCUACUGUAAUUUCAAUCAACUGUAUAAGAUAGAUCCGCUAACUCUACACAUGUGGGUAUACAUAUUGAAACACGUCCCUAACAGCGUGUUGUGGCUUUUGAGAUUCCCGGCUGUCGGUGAACCUAAUUUACAAGCAACGGCACAGCAGUUGGGAUUACCACCUGGCCGUAUAAUCUUCUCAAACGUGGCUGCCAAAGAGGAGCACGUGAGGCGAGGUCAGCUAGCGGACGUAUGUCUAGACACACCCUUAUGUAACGGUCACACUACUAGUAUGGAUAUUUUGUGGACUGGCACCCCUGUUGUUACAUUACCAGGAGAGACAUUAGCCUCGCGGGUGGCUGCAUCACAACUCAAUACACUUGGUUGUCCUGAACUGAUUGCGAGAACGAGACAGGAAUAUCAAGACAUAGCUGUACGAUUAGGAACGGACAGGGAAUAUCUUAAAGCAAUCCGAGUGAAAGUAUGGACGGCACGCACUGAGAGUCCACUAUUCGACUGCAAAGCAUACGCCACCGGUCUGGAGAUGUUGUACAACAAAAUGUGGUCGAGGUACGCUCGCAACGAGCGACCCGACCACAUACAGGCCAUAGACAAAUAG